UUUUAUAGAGUCUAAAGAUGUUUCUGCGAAAUAUUUCACGUGCUAUAUACAAUUGUAGUGGAAGGGUAUGUGCGUUUCUAAUAUAAACAUGCAACAUGCAUCCUAUGUAACAAAAGUACCAAAACCGGAGGUUCCAAAGAAUCCUUUAGAGAAAGUCUAUUCGGCAUCUCAACAGAAAGAUAAUGGUAUCAUUUAUGACAAAAAACCAUUUAAAAUAACUUUGGAAGCUGGCAAAACAUAUCACUGGUGUCUUUGCGGACGUUCCAAGAGACAGCCCUUAUGCGACGGAACACACAAAGACAUAUUCCUUAAGGUCACGCAGAGGCCCAUUAGAUUCACAGUAGAAAAAACAAAGGAUUAUUGGCUGUGUAAUUGUAAACAGACCAAGCUUAGACCUUUCUGUGAUGGCACACACAAAAACAAAGAUAUACAAGAAGCUAAUGUUAAAAUUUAAUUUUAAGCAGAAACAAAAUAUCGAUUAUACUCCCUUAGAUAGUUUAUAGGACCCACUAUGUGAUUAAAAUUGUACAAAGAUAAAAAUUUGUUUCUGUAGAUUUUACCCUG
Molecule: messenger RNA, 564 nt
Organism: Bombyx mandarina (wild silkworm)
Lineage: Eukaryota; Metazoa; Arthropoda; Insecta; Lepidoptera; Bombycidae
Cellular component (GO): mitochondrion
Molecular function (GO): 2 iron, 2 sulfur cluster binding
Source: RefSeq, a predicted model, not a curated record